Messenger RNA from Helicoverpa armigera (cotton bollworm), 2494 nucleotides. RefSeq names its product protein yellow (gene Y-c). The coding region runs from base 165 to 1391 and encodes 408 amino acids. The record is from RefSeq and is a predicted model, not a curated record. The transcript is spliced from 8 exons. Gene Ontology annotation, cellular component: extracellular region. NCBI's taxonomy places the organism in Eukaryota, Metazoa, Arthropoda, Insecta, Lepidoptera, Noctuidae.
GAAUCCAUUGUAUUGAGAAGUUGUUAUGAAUAUAUAAAGGCUUGCGAGACCUCGAACUGUUUAGUCUGUCUACGCGGUCCCGUUGAACCGGUCGCGGCCUGAUUGACCCCCACUACCUUUGGCCGCUUUACUCCACCACUUCUCACCUUUAUCACACAUACAGCAUGAGGGCAGCCGUCGUUGUCGCAGCCCUUGCGGUUGUGACUUUGUGUCAAGCCGCGACACCACAAUUGCGGUUUGCAUGGAAACAGAUGGAUUUUACUUGGGAGUCGCCAGAAAUCCGAGCAAAUGCCAUCGCCGAAAAAAGUUUUAUACCUGAGAAUAACCUGCCCCUAGGGUUAGCACGUUGGAAGAACAAAGUUUUUGUUACCGUGCCAAGAUGGAAGGCGGGUGUUGCUUCUACUCUGAACUAUGUUGAUAUCGACGGGCCACAAGAUCAACUGCUGAAACCUUAUCCAUCUUUCAAAGAUAACUUUGUACCUGAUGAUGCAAAGGAGUUGCCUUCAAACAGCUCGUUGAUAUCAGUAUUCCGUGUGUUUGUGGACGAGUGUGACAGGCUCUGGGUCAUCGAUUCGGGAAUGGCCGAUAUUUUUGGAGCUGGAAAUCAAAUCAAUGGCCCAUCGAUUGUGAUAUUCGAUUUGAAGACUGAUCAACUGAUACAUCGCUAUCAAUGCAAGGCUGGCGAUAUGAAGGAAGACUCCUUUUUCGCUAACAUCAUAGUGGACGUUAACAAAGACACGUGCGAUGACGCAUACGCGUAUAUACCUGACUUGGGAGGCUACGGAGUAGUGGUGUACAGUCUCAAACAAGACGACUCUUGGCGCAUUUCCCAUCACUACUUCCAUUUCGAACCUCUGGCUGGCUCCUACAAUGUAAGCGGUAUCGAGUUCCAGUGGACUGACGGCGUGUUCGGAUUAGCUUUAUCCGAACCUAGAGAUGACGGGUAUAGGACAAUGUUCUUCCACGCAUUCUCCAGCACCAAGGAGUUCUGUGUCUCCACGGAGUUGCUACGCAAUUACAAGAGCAUCGACAAGAUCGAGGCAUUCCACGACUUCAAGUUAUUGGGUGAUAGAGGCGAGCGUACCCAAUCGGCUGCCAGUUACUACGACCCGAAGACACACGUACUAUUCUACACACAGGUGAACCGCGAUGGAGUGGCGUGCUGGAAUUCCAACAAGCCUUACACUCCCGAUAACAAUCCACUCAUCAUCAAUGAUCCGAAGUUAUUCGAGUUCCCUAAUGACUUGAAGGUGGAUGAUGAAGGUAUCCUGUGGGUUCUCUCAGACAAACUGGCGCGCUUCCUCUACAGAACCAUGGACCCCAACGAGAUAAACUACAGAAUAUUCAGCAUCAACACCACUGAGGCUGUCGAAGGAACUGCUUGUCAGUAACUUUAUAAUAUAUAGGCUUUAAGUUCUGUGACUCUUUGUGUUUGUAGUUCUUGUAGCCUAAGUAUAAGGCUUAUUUAUUUCUUACAUACUUAUACAUUUUUUGUGAACAACCCCCAGUGAUUUUUGGUAUAGAAGCCUUAAUUACGCAUUUUUUCUUUUAUUUGAAAUUAAUUUGGUGAAUUUUAAAAGGAUAACUUACGUACAGUUCAGGCUUGAAGACUACUCUAGAGUGUUAAACUGCGAACGAUUACAAAGAUGUUGUGUUCUUUGAGACGCUUUUAUAUGUUCUCGCAAAUAUGAAGUUUUUUCGCCUGAUCCUGUUAUUGUAACAAUCAACAGUUAUUUAUCUUUAUUCGCAGUAAGUAUACACUCCGUAUGUGUUGAUAGAUUGUUGUUUUAUGUGUAUCUCCUUCAACUUAUGUACUUUCGAGUAUAUUUUGAGAAUGACUGUUAUCGUAUUAUGAUAGUACCUACUUAUUGUUUACUGCAAUGUACUCAUAUUUUACUAACUGCAACGUUUGUUACUGAUAUUGUUUUGAGCACCUACCUAUGUAUGUAACUUUUAUUAGAAGGAUGAAUUGCAUUCACUACACAUACUACUAACAUUGUAUUAGUUCUAUCCAAAUGUUCUAUUGGUUACUUGUUUAUAUUGAAGUUGAUCUCAGCAGUAAUAAACAAAAGAAUAACGCUGUUGCAGCCAAUUAAUAAAGUGAUAUAAACUUUUAUAACAAAAAUAUCUAGCAACUUGACAUUAUGACGUCAGACGUUAUACAUGGUGUUUUAUUUGGAAACAUGCAAUCUGAUUAGUUGGACCACUUUUAAGCUAUGUAAAUGGUCGCUGGUUUUUCUCAAAUUUUGCUGUCUAUGUGUUCUCGAAGCUUUUACAAAAGUCUACACAACUUACUAAUUUCAAGACACUGAAAAAAAAAUAUUCCGUCCGUUGUCAUCAUUAUUGUAUUUCGACUGAAUGGACUUAGUAACAGACACGCUGUAUAUAAUAUGUUUAUCUUUUUUUGUAUUGUUUAUAUUAGUUCUAAGUAAGAUAAGAGUACAAAUUAUGUAACUCAUAAGGUCAUUAGUAAUAAACAAAUUAAAUAUAUGAA